Molecule: messenger RNA, 711 nt
Organism: Eremothecium gossypii ATCC 10895
Lineage: Eukaryota; Fungi; Ascomycota; Saccharomycetes; Saccharomycetales; Saccharomycetaceae
Gene: NOP16
Product: Nop16p
Exons: 1
Coding region: 1-711 (236 amino acids)
Biological process (GO): ribosomal large subunit biogenesis
Cellular component (GO): nucleolus
Source: RefSeq, marked provisional
AUGGCAUCUGUUAGAAAGCGCAAGAUGGCGCGUUCAUCGGUUCGGAAGGUGACGAGGAGGAACAGAGAUAAGCAAAGGAAAGUAAAUAUUGCGUGCAAUCCAAUCAUCGAGAAGAACUGGGACUAUAAUCUAACGCUAGCCCAGAACUACAAACGUCUUGGACUGACGGCUAAGCUGGCACCACGCGCUGGCGGUGAGGAGAUUGAUUUAUCGAAAGUUAUUCAGAAAUCGGUACCGAUCUGUUCUGCUUUUGAGGAUUACGACAGUGAGUCCGACGUUGAGCAGGAAAAGCGCAAUAACGAUGAUGCGCUGGAAGAUGGAGAGUAUGACCCUGCGAAAAUACCCGAAGGAGAAGCGCGUAUACAGCGCGAUGAGAACGGUGAUGUAGUGAAGGUGGUAUACGGCACAAUGAAGACAGUAGACGUUGACGAAGACAUUUCUGAGCUGAAACAGAAACUGGAGCAAGAUAAAGUGAAGACGGAGGUUGUUCAGGAACUGGAGUCAUAUGCUUCAAGACCUGUUAACAGGCGGGUGCGGUACCAGAGCAGCAGAGAAGAAGAGUGGCUUGGCAGGCUGUAUGAGAAGCAUGGAGAGGACUACAACAGCAUGGCAAGAGACCUGAAGCUGAACAUUUACCAACAAUCGGUAGGUGACCUCAAACGGAGAAUGAAGAAGUGGCUCAAGGCCCACCAUAUUGACGAGAGGCAGUGA